Hydractinia symbiolongicarpus is the source of this 2369-nucleotide messenger RNA. RefSeq names its product EF-hand domain-containing family member B-like. The record is from RefSeq and is a predicted model, not a curated record. Lineage: Eukaryota; Metazoa; Cnidaria; Hydrozoa; Anthoathecata; Hydractiniidae. Gene Ontology annotation, molecular function: calcium ion binding. The coding region runs from base 139 to 1995 and encodes 618 amino acids. The transcript is spliced from 13 exons.
ACACAAUAUGGAGUAAUCACAAUCACACGCCAUGAUCUGAAAAUGAACAGUCGAGUAGAUUUGACUUUAGUUUAGCAACUUCUUCAAAAUUAGACAAGCCUAUUAGCAAUCCUAACUUAUAUCAAGAACUAAAAAACUAUGCUAACUAACUCUGGAAGGUUUCGCGAUAGGAAUCCUGAAACAAUACCGGCAGGGAAAUUGUUUGGGCAAGGUGAAACAGCAAAAGAAUGUAUUAAAACGCCAGAAAAGCCUCGUACUCCUGAACAAGUGCAUAAAUUUCGAUGUACAACACAACCAGCGCCAGGAAAAACUCGAAUAUUUUAUGGACGAUAUAGCGAUCCUGACAUUUCUUCGCUUCUCUGUCAUGGCAUUGCAACUAGACCAUCAUAUGUGGCUGGUCAGCUAGUAAGUCCUCAACCAAAAAGUUAUUUUGAAUACAGGCUGAUGCAAAAAAAAGAAGAUAGUGUUUAUGCUAGUCGCAAGAGAGCUCCAUUGGGGCGGAGUCAUGAUCAAAGACCUGGUCUACCAAAAGGAACCGAACCUAAUGAUCAAGUAUAUGGUCUUCCAACACUUAAGGAUUGUGCAGCUGGUGAACUGAUAAAUCCUUCGAAAACCAGGCAACAGGUUGCUCAUGAAAGUCUUCAGGGUUCGGAUUUGUAUAAAAAGAGUCACAGUGCUUACACUGUUGGAGAAACUUACAAUCGCAAGUAUAAUUGGUCUCGUGUGCCAGCCACAAGUUGUUUUGGUGUUGAAACACCACAUGAUAACAGAGGGUUGAACACCAAGAAGACCUUGAAGUGGCUCCAUGAGACGUUGAGUGAGAAGGCGGCACCAGUGAGCUCCAAACGAGUUGACCUCUUUCGUGAACGCAAUACACCCCAAGUCGGUGUUGUUCAUGAUCCCAUCAAGGACACCAUGCUGGUGGACCAGGACCACACAUUUGGUAUAAUGGUGAAGCCAGACGAAUGUGGAGCAGGAGACUUAAUUCACAUGCGGAACAAGGCUAGCUUUUUGAGAGGACGGGAAAGAGCAAGAGGUGUGUUAGCAGCCGUACGCCAGCAUUUGAAGAAAGCUAACUAUCACAACUUCAACGAUUUGAAAGCUGCAUUCACAUUCUAUGAUAAGGACAAGUCUGGAAAGAUUGACAUAAACGAACUUCGCGAGAUUUGCAAGCAGUUUAAUCUUCCAGUCCAACAAGAGUUAUUAGAAAUGCUGCUUGAAUACUGUGACAUGGACGGCGAUAAGCAGAUCGACUAUGUCGAGUUUGCAAAUUUCUUAAACUGGAAAGAUAAAAUGCCGAGCGGUUUCCAGAAACGAUUUAACAAUAGCACCGAGGAGGAGGACAUAUACGAAGCUAAAAUCCUCCGCGAAGCGAAGCAGUCUGGUAUGAUCCCAGAUGAACCAUCUACUGAAGGACUGGCUGUGUUAAGCAAACAAGUUGACAAGUCAGCAAGUGAUUAUGCCACGUCAGCAUCUUUAAUCAAUGGCAACGUGCUCAAUAAUUACACAAAAGAUUUAAGGCCGUAUGGAAUACCCACUAUUCGAAGUGAUCUCCCCGCACCAAGAAUACGAAGAAUUGGAAACAACACGAAUUACGGCGACGAGUCCGACUCAUACGGAUUGAUCAACCCGUCGAUAUACUCCAAUUAUGGUGUUUAUGAAGAAGACUUUUUCAAGAGUCGCGACCCAUGUGAAAUGAAACGAAUACUUGACAGCAUCGGUGUCGAGAUGACCAAUGAGGUAUUUCAAGAUCUGUGGAAAGAAGUGCGAACUGGCAGCCCUGGCGGACAGGUGUCUGUAGAAACCUUUCGAAAUGUUUUGGAUGAGAAAGUUGCUGAGGAAUAUCAGAAAGCGAACAAUAAUAACGAAACAGAAUCAAACAAUCUUGGAGAUAUCAUUCAAAAUAUGCUAAACAAUAAACCAAAAAUUUACAAUAAGUUCCAUACCGAUAAGAUUGUAAAGGCUCCAACACGACAAGAGGUGCUGACGUCUUGAGAAUUUGCAACAAAGAUGUGAAUUUUUUAGUAUUUAAUAUAAAUUUUUAAUUCUUUGCAAAUUUUGGAUUUUUUUCAAUAUUGUGUACAGUGCUCCAUGUAUAUAUUGAAAGAGAGAAAUUUGACAGUCCAGUAUAAAACCAACUCGGUAAAAAGCUUAGCUAUUUCGAGGAUUUGUCCCAUAUCAAUGCUAUACAUAUAAUUCUCCUUAAAGUUUUGAUUUUUGUAAAUUUUAAUAUCUAUUAUUUUCUUUUAAAUUUACUUGAUAUUAUAUUGGUCUCUGCGUGCUGCUUUGUCCACGUUACGCACGAGCGAAUUGUCUAUUCGAUCUGCUUUUUUGUACAUUCAAUUUUAAAUAUAAAAACCAAUCCCAAA